Molecule: messenger RNA, 2573 nt
Organism: Varanus komodoensis (Komodo dragon)
Lineage: Eukaryota; Metazoa; Chordata; Lepidosauria; Squamata; Varanidae
Gene: TMEM161B
Product: transmembrane protein 161B
Exons: 12
Coding region: 124-1617 (497 amino acids)
Source: RefSeq, a predicted model, not a curated record
UGAGCCGGGCAGGGAAAACCGGUGCUGGCUGGGGAGCAGAAUUCUGAUCGCAGCUCGCGCGUGGAGGAUUUAUGAACUGGGGGUGGGGAGAGCACGCGAGGCGGCGGCGGCCGUUGCUGCAGCAUGGCUGUGAUAGGUGUGCAGCUGGUGGUUACCAUGGUGAUGGCUAGUAUUAUACAGAAGAUCAUACCUCACUACUCACUUGCCCGGUGGCUUCUCUGUAGUGGCAGUUUGCGAUGGUAUCUGCACCCCACAGAAGAAGAACUACGAAUUCUUGUAGGGAAGCAACAAAAGGGAAAAAGCAAGAAAGAUCGGAAAUACAAUGGCCAUAUUGAAAGCAAACCAUUAACCAUUCCUAAAGACAUUGAUCUUCACUUGGAAACAAAAUCUAUUACUGAAAUAGAUGCAUUAGCCUUGCAUUAUUUUCCUGAAUAUCAAUGGCUGGUGGACUUCACUGUUGCAGCUACAGUGGUGUAUUUGGUAACUGAAGCCUACUACAGCUGGAUGAAGCCCUCCCAAGAAAUGAAUAUCAGCAUAGUCUGGUGUCUGCUUGUUCUGGCUUUUGCAAUCAAAAUAUUGUUCUCAUUAACUACACACUACUUCAGAGUAGAAGAGGGUGGUGAAAGAUCAGUCUGUGUAACCUUUGGCUUCUUUUUCUUUGUCAAAGCAAUGGCGAUUCUGAUAGUAACAGAAAACUAUCUAGAAUUUGGACUCGAAUCAGGCUUCUCAAAUUUUUCAGAAAGUGCUGUGCAGUUUUUUGAAAAACAGGGCCUGGAGUCCAAGGGUCCUGUGUCUAAACUAACUUUCAAACUCUUCCUGGCUAUCCUUUGUUCUCUUAUUGGUGCUUUUUUGACAUUCCCUGGAUUGAGACUGGCUCAGAUGCAUCUGGAUGCUUUGAGUUUAACAACUGAGAAAAUCACCCAAACCCUGCUGCAUAUAAAUUUCCUGGCACCCUUGCUUAUGGUCUUAUUGUGGGUAAAGCCCAUUACCAAGGACUAUAUAAUGAAUCCACCAUUGGGAAAAGACAAUGUGCCUUUAAUGUCAGAAGCUACAUUUGAUACUAUAAGGUUGUGGAUUAUAAUUCUCCUGUGUGCUUUGAGGUUAGCCAUGAUGCGCAGUCAUCUCCAAGCCUACUUGAAUUUAGCACAGAAAUGUGUGGAUCAGAUGAAAAAGGAAGUUGGCAGAAUAAGUACUGUUGAAUUGCAGAAAAUGUGUAGUGGGAAGAAAAGACAAAUCAAGAUGCUAAGCUAUGGCUCCCUGACAACAAUCCUACAUGCCUGUGUGUCCCUUUGGGUUCCGAAUCUUAAAAUGACUGGGAAGGUGUGUAUUCAUAACCCAGCAGGGAACUAUUCCUGGGGCAUUUACCCAGAGUCAGCUUCUGAUUUAGUAGCAGACAGUAGCUCAUUGAGCAAUUCUGUAAAUUCUGACUCUUCAUCCAAUGAUGGAAAGAUGGUUACUGCAAUACAGCUAACAAUGGCACUGGCAAGCCUGAAGAACAUUUUCACUCCACUCUUAUUUAGAGGACUCCUUUCCUUUCUCACCUGGUGGAUUGCUGCUUGUCUGUUUUCUACGAGCCUUUUUGGGCUGUUCUAUCAUCAAUACCUGACAGUGGCAUGACCUGACAAGGCAGGCAUUCAAAGCUAGGAAGUCCAUGUGCCACAAGAAGGCAGAAAUAAAUGGGAGGACAACUGGGAGGACAUGAUGAAGAAAAAAGACCUAUCAGUUUUUCCUUGAAUGCUUCUUCUGUGUUCUCAGGCAAUAUUGUUGGGUAACAUUGGAAAUCACGAGCAAGUUUAUAGCUUUGUUACUUAAAAUUGUCAGUGACUGCUGAAUUGUUGGUGGGCUACUUUGAAAUAUGUCCAAGUACCAUUUUCAUGAGUUCCAUGCUGCCCUGAAAAUACUGUUUAUUCAGUCAUUGAUUGGCUGAUCUUCCAGCUAUUAAGGUACUUGGAUAAUAUUAAUGGUGACUUCUUAGAAAGUGAACUUUCAAUUGAGCCAUAUAAGGGGGUCAGAAAAGUUAUCCUGUUGGAAAAACAUGGAUGAUUUUUCCACUGAAAAAUAACCAAAUCCAACAGGACAAAAGAAAUGCUGUAUAUUACAGUACAGAAAGUUGUCUGCAUAGAGUUUUUGUAAAUAAAAUGCAUGGACUCAGCAAGCAUUCAUGCCGAAGGACUUGUAUACAUGUUACAAUAAGGACAUUUAUUGCACUGUUGUGUCACUAGGUCUUUUAAUGCAUGAAUAUUCAGGAGUGUGCAAUUUCCAGACUUAAAGAGCAUUUCUCUCUUUGAGUACUCACUUACUUGAAACUAACCUUAUAGUGGUUAUAAUUAACAAGUAGUAAGUCCAAAAUUGUGUGAAGGCUUACUUACUUGUACCUUUCUCCUGCACAUUCAUGUAUGAAAUAUACAGAGGGGUAUAAUAUGCAGUGGUGUCCAGUUAUUGAAACAUUACUCCAUAAUGUAAUAUGUGAGGAAGUCCUAAAUAAUUUUCAUAUUGUAAGAGUAAUAUUAUAAAUACAUUGUUUCAGUCUUAACAAUCUUUUUAAAAAUAAUAAAUGAUCAUAUGAACCUUUG